AUGCAAAACCACUUUCGCACUCUUCUCAAAUUUGCACGUGGUUAUCUGACAUAUGGAACGAUACAGAGAAGAUUAGCAUGGCCCCUGCACAAGGAUGACACGCUUUCCCGGAGUGGUAGACCUACGGGUCUCAAUAUUUAUUUUGUUUUGGACUUUUGCUAUUGUUGGUAUCGUUCAGAACUUGGCAGUCGAUUGAGUCGAGCAACAGUCGAGAUAUAUACAGAGACAAGUUGA
Messenger RNA from Laccaria bicolor S238N-H82, 234 nucleotides. RefSeq lists its product as uncharacterized. The coding region runs from base 1 to 234 and encodes 77 amino acids. Lineage: Eukaryota; Fungi; Basidiomycota; Agaricomycetes; Agaricales; Hydnangiaceae. The record is from RefSeq and is a predicted model, not a curated record. The transcript has a single exon.